AUAAAUAACUGGCCUUCCCAAAUCGCCCACAACUCUCACACAACAGAGACCACCCACCUGCGCUGCGCCUCGGUUUUACGGCCCUUCCCUCACCGCCCCGCGCGAGCGAAGCCAUGAAGCUUGAGGUCAUGCCCAAGCAGCGGGUGCUGGAGGCGGAGCAGAGGGAGGAGGCCAUGGAGAUGAGUGGCCUGGACCUGUGGAAGCACGAGAAGCCCCCAAGGAUCUGCUCCUUGCCCCCGCCGCUCCCGGCGCCGCCAGCGUGCGACGAGGCGGCGCUCGUGCCGCCGCUCAACUUCGCCAUGGUCGACGACGGCAUAUUCCGCUCCGGCUUCCCGGAGACCGCCAAUUUCCGGUUCCUCAAGUCCCUCAACCUCCGCUCCAUCGUGUACCUGUGCCCGGAGCCGUACCCAGAGACGAACACGGAGUUCCUCGAGAAGAACGGGAUCAGGCUCCACCAGUUCGGAAUCGAGGGGCGAAAGGAACCAUUUGUCAAUAUACCCGAUGACAAAAUAAGGGAGGCGCUCAAAGUUGUCUUAGACCCAAGAAACCAACCUCUGCUUAUUCAUUGUAAGAGAGGCAAGCACCGAACUGGUUGUUUGGUCGGGUGCUUGAGGAAGCUGCAGAAAUGGUGCUUGUCUUCAGUCUUCGACGAGUACCAUCGCUUUGCCGCUGCGAAAGCGCGAAUCACUGACCAGAGAUUCAUGGAGCUGUUCGACGUCUCAAGCUUGAAGCACCUGACACCCUCACAUUGUUAACCCCAAGGCGCGUGAUCGCUUGAUCCCCCCCAACUUCUAGUACAUCUCCAAGGCUAUCUUCCUGCAGCUACUGAACCGAUUCAGCCGUGAAUAAUUUUGGAACCCCCUAGAGUCCAUGAGGUAGUGAUGAAACCAUUGCAGAACAUUCGUGCUUGAGAGGUUUAGUUUCCCCCCUGCUUAGCGCACUGGAGAGCCUGAGAACCAGACUGCUGCGGUCGAUUUGCGAGGGGUUCUCUUUUUUGGUAGCUCUCGCGAGGAAUUCGCCAUUGUUUUUGGGUACUGAAGCAGCAUGUACUCGAGCAGCUUCUGAGGAGGAAUGAACUACUCUCUAAGUGCAAAAAAGGCGUGUCUCUUCUUGCA
This is a messenger RNA of Zea mays, 1115 nucleotides long. RefSeq lists its product as uncharacterized. Gene Ontology annotation, biological process: protein dephosphorylation. The record is from RefSeq and is marked validated. Gene Ontology annotation, cellular component: cytoplasm. NCBI's taxonomy places the organism in Eukaryota, Viridiplantae, Streptophyta, Magnoliopsida, Poales, Poaceae. Gene Ontology annotation, molecular function: phosphatase activity.